Molecule: messenger RNA, 414 nt
Organism: Triticum turgidum subsp. durum (durum wheat)
Lineage: Eukaryota; Viridiplantae; Streptophyta; Magnoliopsida; Poales; Poaceae
Source: the annotation of a GenBank genome assembly
AUGGCUGCAGGUGGGGCUUCUCUUCUUGCUGCUGCUGUUUUCUCCAUGCUGGUCAUGUCUUCCCUGGGGUAUCCGAGGCCUCUAUGCAGCGACUGUGACCCGCAAUGCCAUGCGAACUGCACCGCUGAGGUUAAAACCUCCUGCAGCAGUUACUGCAGCGGCGGUGGUGGCGGCCCUCGGGAGGGCUGCCGUAGAAAUAUCUUGCGGCAGUGCAUUGCAAAUGGUAUCUGCUGCAGUAGCAACGGCACCUGCACUUGUGACUGCAACGUUGUAGCUGAAAGUGGUUGCAAGGGGGUCACCGACGCCACCCAACUUUGCGACCCUUGCAUGCGCGGCAUCUUCGGCAAGUGCUUUCCCACCUGUAAAAAGGACUGCAACAACAACUGCAAGAAGAAAGGGUGCCACCAUGCCUAG